GGGAUUAUUUCCGGGGUUUGCAGCAACAUGGCAGCGCCCUUAGGUCUGCAGCUGGAGUUUGGAGGGGGAGCUGAACUUCUCUUUGAUGGGGUCAAGAAUCAUCAUGUGACACUCCCUGGCCAAUCAGAUCCCUGGGACAUGAAGCAGCUGCUUGCAUGGAUCCGAGGGAACAUGCUGAAGGAGCGCCCAGAGCUCUUUAUGCAGGGCGACACUGUUAGACCCGGGAUUCUCGUAUUGAUCAACGACGCAGACUGGGAACUGAUGGGUGAACUGGAGUACCAGCUUCAGGACCAGGAUAAUGUUGUCUUUAUCUCCACACUUCAUGGAGGCUAACGGACUCUAAAUCAACACCACACCCAUACAGGAGCCCCUCCACCCUUCAAAAGGUCAAAAAUCAGAUGAUCCAUCAACAGCGGCAUUGGUGGCCGAUUUCAAUCCCAGCCGUGGGUUUCUCGACCAAUCCCGUGAAAAUAAUUAUUUUGGUUUUAAGUCUAAUAAAACGUAACGUCACUGGGAAUCUGACUGCGGAGGGGCAGUUCACUGUCCCCUGUUCCUUACAGGAGCGUGGCGGGGUUACGAUGGGGAGCAAGGGCUCAUUAGGAAGGUCACUCUGUCUAGCCAGUGUCCAGAUGGAAUCUCUUGAGACGUGGUGGACCGGUUGCCCCAUGUCAAAUGGCUCCAUUAUAAAUUUCAUAAAUUUUCUGUUCAAUGCCUUUAGAGCUGUAAAUUGUAAGUUUACUAUGAAAGUCCACUUUUUUUUCUUUUUUUUUUGAUCUGAAUGAAAUAUUCACGAUAUUGUUUUAUUUGCUAUUUUAUAUGUAGUGCAAAAAUGCAAAUCCAAAUGAUCUUUGUUAGUAUUUAAAUAA
Molecule: messenger RNA, 866 nt
Organism: Sinocyclocheilus grahami
Lineage: Eukaryota; Metazoa; Chordata; Actinopteri; Cypriniformes; Cyprinidae
Product: ubiquitin-related modifier 1-like
Exons: 5
Coding region: 28-333 (101 amino acids)
Biological process (GO): tRNA thio-modification
Cellular component (GO): cytoplasm
Source: RefSeq, a predicted model, not a curated record